UUAGCAUUACUUCCCCUAAAUCGUAUGUCGUACAGUAGCAAUACACAGAGAAAUACACAGGCUAGUCUAGGUUCCAGAUACUUCUAUUCUAGAUCUAGACUAAUCAUCGGGAUUAAGACUAGAAAACGAGAUUAGUUGAACUACAAACAUUUCCUAAUCUUAUAAAAACUGCUUUUUUAGAAACUGAAAUGCAACAGGCGAAUUCAAAUGAUCCUAAGAGACCAAAUAAAGUUGUUCGCUACAAGGCCCCAGCCUCAGGAAGCCCCACAGAUGACCCCACACCAGACUACAUGAACCUUCUGGGCAUGAUCUUCAGCAUGUGUGGGCUCAUGAUGAAAUUGAAGUGGUGUGCCUGGGUGGCAGUGUAUUGUUCCUUCAUUAGUUUUGCUAAUUCAAGAACGUCAGAUGACACAAAGCAAAUGCUUAGCAGUUUCAUGUUGUCUAUAUCAGCUGUGGUCAUGUCUUACCUACAGAACCCCCAGCCCAUGCAACCUCCCUGGUGAAUUGUUACUCUCCAUUAAAAUGAUCAAACACCG
Messenger RNA from Physella acuta, 536 nucleotides. RefSeq names its product PAT complex subunit Asterix. The record is from RefSeq and is a predicted model, not a curated record. Gene Ontology annotation, cellular component: endoplasmic reticulum membrane. Gene Ontology annotation, molecular function: protein folding chaperone. NCBI's taxonomy places the organism in Eukaryota, Metazoa, Mollusca, Gastropoda, Physidae. Gene Ontology annotation, biological process: protein insertion into ER membrane.